CGAGCCAUGGCCCGCCAGCUGAUCGGCCCCGCGCUGCCGCCCGGCUUCCCGCGCCGCGCCGAGGCCGAGCCGGGCGAGGACUUCAGCCAGGUUGCAGGACCAGCACUGCCUCCAGACUACAAAAGCAGCUGUAGCUCAGAAACUCCUGACAGUGAUGAUGACUCAGAAUCUCUUCCUCUACCCAGAGACACAAACAGAGACUCUGAAGAGGAGACAGAAGAUCCAGCACCCAAAAAGCCAAAAAGAACUCAUGAAGACGAUGAUGAUGAUGGCUUUUUUGGGCCAGCUCUUCCUCCUGGAUUUAAAAAACAGGAUGAUUCUCCAGAGAGGCCCAUUAUAGGUCCUGCAUUACCACCUGGCUUUAGGAAAGCUUCAGAGGACACCAGAAGUAGCAGAUGUUUCAUAGGACCGUCUGUUCCAUCAGAAUCCCGUCCCCAGCUGACAGAUAGCAGCGAGGAUGAAGACAAUUUAAUAGGCCCAAUGCCUGCAAAAGGACCAGUGGAGUCUGAUGUGGCUAAAGAGUUUGAACGCAGAGCUCAGAGAAUGAAAGAAAAGCUUACUGCAGCAGACAGCGAUGAACCCAAACAAGUUACCAGAGAAUCAUGGAUGACAGAGCUUCCACCUGAGCUGAAAAGCUUUGGAUUUGGCCCAAGAACAUUCAAGAGACGAGCUGAUGACAAAUCAGGUGAUAGAUCUAUUUGGACAGAUACUCCAGCUGACAGAGAGAGAAAAGCCAAGGAAAGAGAAGAGGCAAAAAAGUCAAGCAGUAAGGAUAAUGAAGAAAUGGUAUUAUCUGGGAGGGACAAGAGGCUUAUUGAGCAGGUGUCUUCAUACAAUGAGUCAAAGAGGUCAGAGUCUCUCAUGGACAUCCACCAGAAAAAGCUGAAGAGCAAAGCAUCUGAAGAGAAGAGCAAACCUCAGGAAAGAAGGCCAUUUGACCGAGAGCAGGAUCUCAAAGUCAAUCGCUUUGAUGAAGCACAAAAGAAAGCUCUUAUAAGAAAAUCCAGAGAUCUGAAUAGUAAAUUUGAGCACAGUAAAGGCAACAUGUUUUUAUAAGAUGUGAAAGCAUUUAGCUUUUUUGAAGUGAAGUCCAUUAAAAUUUGAAUACUUAAUUUUUAUAAGUAUUUUUCUGUAAAUAUUUGUAUCCAAAAUAAAUAUCCUAAUGUUUAACUAUUUUUCCUUGUCUGUAAAUACUCUCUUAGGGAGGAUCAUCUGUACUGAAACUAAACUAGCAAAGGGAAGUCCUGGUAUAAAAAAAUAUAAAUUUGCUGCUUUAAAGCUCUGAUAUGUAUGUUUUUUUGUUGUUCACAUAAAAAUGAUUAAUUAAAAUAGGUAGAUUUUAAGGAGCUCUAGGUUUAAUCUUGCAAUGGAGUUGGCAGUUUUGCUUUUUUCCUGCCACGCUUAAGAUCCUCUUUCUGAGCCUGAGGUGAAGGCCAUGGAAAAAUCCCUUUUACAUUUGUCUUCAGAACAUUGCUUGACUGGAGUUUCUGCUGGGGAGUAUAAACUCAAAUGGCAGCUUUUACAUUUGCCCAGUGCUUUUAUUUCUCUAAUUCUGUGUCUGUACAUAUAUACAGGUUUAUAUGUAUGCAGUACAGUUUCU
This is a messenger RNA of Melospiza georgiana, 1600 nucleotides long. It is a transcript of the gene GPALPP1, whose product is annotated as GPALPP motifs containing 1. The transcript has 8 exons. Bases 7 to 1056 code for a protein of 349 amino acids. The record is from RefSeq and is a predicted model, not a curated record. Lineage: Eukaryota; Metazoa; Chordata; Aves; Passeriformes; Passerellidae.